UGAUGGGCACUGAUAAGCAGCACUCAAUGGCACUGAUAGGCAGCACUAAUGAGGUAGCACAGAUAGGCAGCACUGAUAAUGGGUACUGAUAGACAGCACUGAUAGGUGGCACUGACUGGCAUCACUGCUGGGCGCUGACUGGUGCAACUGCUGGGCUGCACUGAUGGGCACAGGUGGGUGGCACUGGUGGACACAGGUGGGUGGCACUGGUGGGCACAGGUGGGUGGCACUGGUGGGCACAGGUGGGUGGCACAGGUGGGUACACUGCUGGGCACAGGUGGCUGACACAGGUGGGUGUACAGAUUGGUGCAGUGCUAGGCACAGGUGGGCGCACUGAUCAUCACUGG
This is a messenger RNA of Staurois parvus, 347 nucleotides long. Lineage: Eukaryota; Metazoa; Chordata; Amphibia; Anura; Ranidae. The record is from the annotation of a GenBank genome assembly.